Messenger RNA from Anopheles merus, 3259 nucleotides. RefSeq names its product thioredoxin reductase 1, mitochondrial (gene Trxr1). The transcript is spliced from 2 exons. Gene Ontology annotation, biological process: cellular response to oxidative stress; glutathione metabolic process; cell redox homeostasis. Gene Ontology annotation, cellular component: cytosol; mitochondrion. The record is from RefSeq and is a predicted model, not a curated record. Gene Ontology annotation, molecular function: glutathione-disulfide reductase (NADPH) activity; flavin adenine dinucleotide binding; thioredoxin-disulfide reductase (NADPH) activity. The coding region runs from base 792 to 2381 and encodes 529 amino acids. NCBI's taxonomy places the organism in Eukaryota, Metazoa, Arthropoda, Insecta, Diptera, Culicidae.
CACGUGCGAGCAUCUGUGUGUGCGUUGUUUUGGUCGGCGACAGGGGUCGGUCGUGUAGUUUGGCAUACCCGCGCCACCGUCGCUUCCUAUUGCAGUGGGGGGGGCUGUCCAGCUGUCAUUUUAGCAAAGUUGCUGCUCCGUACCGCGCGCGCUACCAUUUGAUUCCCCCGGGGGGUGUCCGCUGCUCCGUCGAACCAAUUAUCCAGCAUUGUUAAAGACUGUGCGCGUGUAUGUGUGUGUGUGUUGAAUAACGUAAAGGAAACGGACAGCAAGAAGACAUUUUCUUCCCCCUGUUUCCCCUUCUCAUGUAACAACCCACAUUGGAUUCGGUUCAGGCUAGUGGUUACGUGGUGUUUGGGAGGUUAAAAUUUCACCUCUUCCGUCUGUGCGGCGCUUCGUAUUUUUUUAGUUUCCCUCAGCGGGGCACAAGUGUGUGUACGAACCAGCAGUGAGUGUACUAUUGGUCAUGAAAGUGUGCGCAAAGAAAUAUUCGAUUGCCGGGCGCGCGUAACACCACGCAAUUACUGAAAGAAAAUCACGCACACACACUGACAAACACAUCUUUCAACCUUUUCUCACUGUGUUGUGUGGUGUCGUCGGGGGUUACAUUCGUGCAUUCGCUGCGACAUCACCAUCCACCGGCGCUGAUCGUAUCUACCAACAAAGGGAGCGAGAGCGAGAAAGGGAGUGUGGUGUGGGAACAAUAGGCACACCAAAAAAAAGCAUCAUCAUCGCCGGUCGUGUCGAUAGCACACACGCGCACACCUUGACACACUCAACUGAGCAGCGCGAUGGCGACGGCCGUGCUUGCGAGACCCGCGCGGAGCCUUAUAAAUGUUGUACAGUGCGUGCGGCUGAUACGUACCCAGGCCACCGUCAUGUUCGCAAAGGAAAACUAUGAGUACGAUCUGGUGGUGAUCGGUGGCGGUUCGGGCGGUCUCGCCUGCGCCAAGCAGGCGGUCCAGCUCGGCGCGAAGGUGGCGGUGCUGGACUUUGUGAAGCCGUCGCCGCGCGGCACCAAGUGGGGCCUGGGCGGGACCUGCGUGAACGUGGGCUGCAUCCCGAAGAAGCUGAUGCACCAGGCGUCCCUGCUCGGCGAGGCGAUACACGACUCGCAGCCGUACGGCUGGCAGCUGCCCGACCCGGCCGCGAUCCGGCACGACUGGGCGACGCUGACCGAGUCGGUGCAGAACCACAUCAAGUCGGUCAACUGGGUGACGCGGGUCGACCUGCGCGACCAGAAGGUGGAGUACGUGAACGGGCUCGGCUACUUCAAGGACGACCACACGGUGGUGGCGGUGAUGAAGAACCAAACCGAGCGCGAGCUGCGCGCCAAGCACGUGGUGAUUGCGGUCGGCGGCCGGCCCCGCUACCCGGACAUCCCCGGCGCGGCCGAGUACGGCAUCACGAGCGACGACAUCUUCAGCCUGCCGCAGGCGCCCGGCCGCACGCUCCUGGUCGGCGCCGGCUACAUCGGGCUCGAGUGUGCCGGCUUCCUCAAGGGGCUCGGGUACGACGUGAGCGUGAUGGUGCGUUCGAUUCUGCUGCGCGGCUUCGACCAGCAGAUGGCCACCAUGGUGGGCGAUUCGAUGGUGGAGAAGGGCAUCCGAUUCCAUCACCGGUCGCGCCCGCUCGCGGUCGAGAAGCAGCCGGACGGCCGGCUGCUGGUGCGGUACGAGACGGUGGACGAGGCCGGCACCGCCAGCAACGGCGAGGACGUGUUCGACACGGUGCUGUUCGCGAUCGGGCGCCAGGCCGAGACGGGCACGCUUAAGCUGGCGAACGCGGGCGUCGUCACGGCCGAGGGCGGCAAGUCGGACAAGCUCGAGGUGGACGAGACGGACCACCGGACGAACGUGCCGCACAUCUACGCGGUCGGCGACGUGCUGUACCGGAAGCCGGAGCUGACGCCGGUCGCGAUCCACGCCGGGCGCAUUAUCGCCCGCCGCCUGUUCGGCGGCUCGGAGGAGCGCAUGGACUACGCGGACGUGGCGACCACCGUCUUCACGCCGCUCGAGUACGGGUGCGUCGGGCUGAGCGAGGAGGCGGCCGAGGCCGCCCACGGCAAGGACGGCAUCGAGGUGUACCACGCCUACUACAAGCCGACCGAGUUCUUCGUGCCGCAGCGCUCGGUGCGCUACUGCUACCUGAAGGCGGUGGCGCUGCGCGAGGGCAACCAGCGCGUGCUCGGGCUGCACUUCCUCGGGCCGGCGGCCGGCGAGGUCAUCCAGGGCUUUGCCGCCGCGCUCAAGUGCGGCCUGACCAUGCAGGUGCUGCGCAACACGGUCGGCAUCCAUCCGACGGUCGCGGAGGAGUUCACCCGGCUCGCCAUCACCAAGAGCUCGGGGCUGGACCCGACGCCGGCGACCUGCUGCAGCUAGGAAGGGAGCAGGUGCCCAAAAACACACACACCAACAUUCAUCACUUCUCUUUGCUUCGUCCUUUAGUUUGUCGCUUUUUUUUUGUUGUUUUCUUUCAAAAUCCAAUUUGGCGGGAAUGGUAUGGAGCAGUGGAAAGGUUUUAGCAUGUAGAAAGGAAGGUAUACGCACACACACGCGUCGCUGAGCAAAGGACAAAUAAUCCUUCUAAAACACAUUAAAAGAGGAACACAGAAAAAAUAAUAGAAAAUUUAAAAAAGACGACAGCUCGUUAGGGAGCCCCUUUUACUCUAACCCGUCCCGAUUUGGGUCCAAUCGCUGUGAGGAAAACGUUCCAUCUGUUUGUUUUUUUUGGCUUGCGCGAGUGUGCCCAAUGUAAUUGCGGUGUGCAGCAGCAAUGUGUGCAUGUGAUUUGUUGUGUGUGGACCAACGGGACGGACCCGAACAAAGCGAGAGCGGGGAUGGCACAAAAGGUAGAGCGAAGGAACAACAGAUUUUGGUUUAUAAAACCGGCGAAUUCGCCGCCGUGUGUGUGUGUGUGUGGUGAGGAAGUUUAGGAUAGUGUGCGCGCGCUACCCAGUAACAACAGGGAAAUUAGAAAUAGAAAAAAGAGGCAAGAUUUACAGAAGAAAUGCAAAGCAGCAGCACGUGUAAUCGCACAUCACUCACGCUGGCCACAUUUAUUCCCGCCCCAUUCGAGAACUACAGAUCCAUCCGGGGACGGUGAAGCUGCCGGUUCUGCGAUCUAUUCCCCAUUUGUACGGUUUCUAUUUCAUCAGUAUCAAUGCGUCAGAGAGAAGGGAAAAAAUCACACACACAAACUCAACAAUACAUGUGUAUCGAAAUUGCAAGUUGAAAACUUGUGAUGAACCCACGGAAAA